This is a messenger RNA of Daphnia magna, 1174 nucleotides long. RefSeq lists its product as uncharacterized. Bases 71 to 793 code for a protein of 240 amino acids. The record is from RefSeq and is a predicted model, not a curated record. Lineage: Eukaryota; Metazoa; Arthropoda; Branchiopoda; Diplostraca; Daphniidae. The transcript has 2 exons.
UGAACCUUGUCAGUCCACUUUCUCCGUUAAAACAGCAGCCAUCGGUGCUACGACACACACGCAACACAAGAUGACAUCGACUGUGAUUCUCUUUACUGGGCUGCUGUUGGUGAUGAAGCUGACGUCUUGCGUGGCCUAUCCAGCUCGUUAUUACAGUCCGCUAUCGUACCAUUACGAUCCGGACUUUGAUUCGGUGGACUAUUACAACCCGUACUUCGCUCGUCCUGCGCAAUCGAGAUCAUUCGAAGAUGAUUAUUACCAGCAGCCGUAUCAAGUGUCGCAAUGGCCGGGUUUGCUUUAUGACCAAUGGUUCAAGACGCAAGGACAACGCAGCCAGGAAAUUCAAAUGAGGCAUAACGCUGAUUCUAUCGUCAGUCGUCAAGGUGAACCGAUUCCAGGAGCUUACCUCGUUCCAGCUAAAGUCAACGGCGCUUUCGCUGGACCGUUGGCUGUCAUUCCUGCGCAUUACGGAGGCACUGGAGCUGUGACCAACAGCGGCUCACCUGGAGCUCAAUAUCUCGCCAUCAUCGACGGACCCAACUGGCCGUUCAUCGGCCGUCCGAAAGGCAAUCGUGUUGCUAUUAAGAAAUCGCAAGUUUCAGACACUGAUUACGUUCCAAGCACCGACGGUCCUAAUUGGCCGUAUAUCGGGGUGAAUUCUGCAAACGCCGAGAGCCGAUCUUCUAGCCCGAUGGAUUACAAUGAGCAAGAAAUUGAUUAUGAAUCUUACUUUCCUAUCGAUUAUCCGGUGAUGUACGAUCCCAAGGAUAGCUACCUGUAUCGUAACUAUUGAGUUUAUUUCCCGCUAGCCAUUUGGUAUAGUUUAUUGCGUAAGACGUCUUCGGGUGAUAGAAGGAACGCUUCAAGGCUGCUGUGAAAAAUUCGCUUAUCUCGAAAUAUGUUAAUUCGAAAUUGUUUUUAUCUUUUUUUGUGUGUUUUCUCGUGAAUUUGACAUCGCAAAUGCGGGUGAUUUUUGCUUUGUGAGGCCACCUUCGCUUCAUCGUUGGGAGGCUUUGUCAAAUAUGCGAUUCUUUUAUUUAUGGGGUGUUAUCUGUUUCCGGGAUGAUAUACAUUAUUUCUGUUCUCGAAAAAAAUAUAAGUGGCGUGUCACUUUUAUCUAAUUAUUUAUUGACGUUGAAUUGUGGCCAAUAAUACACGUCGAAUCUGAAAGAAA